AAAUAUUGAAUCCGCAUGUGGGGAUUACUCAAGUAAGUUCUUGUCAACUAAUUGGUCAAUUAUUAUUUGGGUGUCCUAUUGGACAGCAUAUGGCCAAAAGGGUAACUUCUUAGGAUGGUGAUAUCGUAGGCGUAGGUUUUCUCUCACCACCGCGUACCGCCAGUUCAAAUGAGAAUGGAUGUCGCGAUCCAAGCAUAGUUCAGGAUUUGCGAUUCGAGUUUUGAUGCCGGUGUCGACGGCAGGCUGAGAUAUGGAUCCCGGAAUAAAUGCCACUGAUGUUCAAGAUCUUAGUGGAGAAACAGACGGCGGUGAAACCCGAAGGAAGUCAGAUCCUACUAGUGCUGUGCAAAUGCAAAGGUCCCUGGAUGAACAGACUACGUUUCCGGAGUAUCGCAGAGCUUUAAGCUCACGUGAUUCAAUUCUCAGCAACUCUUCCUGUGUGUCGAAAGACUCUAAUGAAGUCGAUGGUCCAUCCAGCAGGAAGCCGUCUACUACAAGUCGUUUCUUGCCUGGUUCAACUGGCGGAUCAUCGGGAGGCUCAUCACUCCGUCCCAGUGUGGUUGGGGCAUUCCUGCUGACCACCCUGCGCAUCGAUGUGGAAAGUGAUGGCCCUUCAGCUUUGAAAGAUGUAGUACCACCGACAGCUGCCAAAGAUAGUUAUGAGCUCUGGGGUGAUAUUCUGGCCAGCUGGGAAGAUUCUGCAAAGCGGCGCAAGAAGACGAUACGAGAGCUGGUUUAUGAUGGUGUUCCUGAUAAAGUGCGAUGUUUGGCCUGGAUGAAGUUAGCCAAAGGAACUGACCAAGAACAAGAACAACUCAGAAGAGCCUAUACGGAUUUAAUGGAGCGUGACUCGCCAUUCAUCAAGAUCAUUCGUCGAGAUCUGGCACGCACGUUUCCAGAUCAGGAGAUGUUCAAGGAGGCUGAUGGGCAUGGACAAGUAGCUCUGUUGAACAUGAUGAAGGCCUACUCCAUUUAUGACCGUGAAGUUGGCUAUUGUCAGGGAUCACCAUUCAUUGCAGGUCUUCUGCUUAUGCAGAUGCCUGAAGAGGAUGCAUUCUACAUCUUUGUACGAAUCAUGCACCACUACGGCAUGCGUGAUCUCUUCAAACCAAGCAUGACGGCCUUGGAUGUUUGCCUUCACCUGCUGGACAAGCUAGCACAGGAGCAUUGCAGUGAUUUACAUGCUCACAUUCAAGAUAAAGGCAUGGUGGCGACCAUGUUCGCAUCGUCAUGGUUCCUGACUAUAUUUGCCUCCACGCUUAAUGUCGAUGCUGCGUUCCGCAUCAUGGACCUGUUCCUUUGCGAUGGCAUGGAUGCUGUGUUCCGUGUUGCAUUAGCUAUUCUACUGGACAAGCGUGAGCAGCUCCUCAAACUGGACAUGCCGGGAAUGAUGAAUGUACUUCAGACUGAGUUACGAACUUCGUACAGCUCAAUGGCAUCUAUUGAUGCUCUUAUCAAGAAAGCAUACAGCUUGAAGAUGUCACAUAAGAAAUUAGUCAAACUAGGCAAAGACUAUCAGCAUCAGAGAGAAAAGGACACGGAGGAGGGAAUAGAGAAUAGAGCUAUCCGAGCUGAAAAUCUCAAACUCUCUAAGAGGAUUGAAGAUGUCGAGGCAGAAGUUCAUCGGAUAACAAACGACUUGGUGGCGUGUCAAAUGGGACACGCAGAACUGGUUGCAGAUGGUGCCCGGCUACGCAAGGAUCUAGCGCUGGGUCGGCGUCGUAUCAAGGAAGAGGAAGAGCGACGGAAAGCAGAACGACAGGACAUCAACAGACCCUUGGCAUCUGAUCAACCUACCGUAGAUUCUGCUAACUUUGUCAACUAUCGGCGGCGGCAAAUGGCCGAGUCGGCGCAGCAGAAAGAAGUCAUUGAACAACGACUACGUGAGGCAGAGUUGACACACGUAUCGCUGAAGAUUCGUCACGCAGAGCUUGAAGAUGACUUGGCCGAGGUCAAUCAUCUGAAAUCUCAGAAUGAAUCAUCCGCUCAGAUUGUAGUGGAACUGCGUCAAACUGUAGCUGAGCUCCGAAAUCAGGUUCAAGAAGCUGAAAAUAAGCUCCAGGCACGUCGCCAGCAGCAGGCAUCAGAGCAGAGGGUUAACGGAAGUGAGGACAAGCAAGCAAAGCCAGUCACAACAACAGCAGCAGGUGCAGAGGUUAGAAAGUCGCCAAAACUUAAAGAGAGGAAACCUGUGCUUGUGUUACCGCCAUCAUUGGAAAUGGACUGUUGAGAGCUCGGCGUAGUCAAGCUACCAACUAGUUUUGUCAGUGUAAAACACUCACCGCUAUCUGUGUUACAUAUGUACAAAAUAGUUUCUGUGACCUCUUUAGUUUACCUGUAUAAUAUAGGUAGAUGUGCUGUUAGUUGUAGGUCCAAAUGUCAAUAACCAUGUCUAGCACAUCUCUGCAGCUCACUGUCCAUACCCACUGUUCCGUAUACAUAUCACAGUGUGGUCAUCAACUGGUGGUCUGUUUUGUCUGUUUUUUGUCUGCGCAUGUCUUUACAGUAGGUUAGGAUUUCUGCUUUGCACUAGAUUUCUGCUUCAUUUUCUCUGGCUGCCUCUCCCCUUCCCCAAUCCGUUACUCUGUGCGGGUGUGGGCGGGUGUCUGUCUGUCUCUCUUUCUAUCACUCUCUCUCUCUCUCUCUCUCUCUCUCCCUCUCUCUCUCUCACACACACACACACACACACACACACACACACACACACACACACACACACACACACACACAGUCUCUCUCUCUCUCUCUCUCUCUCUCUCUCUCUUUCUUUCUCCCUCCCCACUCUCUGUUUCUUUGUCCCUCCCUACUCUUCUCUCCACAUUAUGCGUUGUCUUCACAAUCCACCUGCUGCUGCUGAAAAUGCAAGCGUGUCUCAGUGCUACGAGUCAUAUGUCACACUCACCAAGCCAAGGCAAUGUUCUUGCUACUUUUCCGCUUCCCUUUUACAUUGGUGUGCCUUUCCUCUGUAGAUCUUCCUCUCUUGUACAUAUUUUCCAGUAUUUAAUUUGUGCUCAGCAUGUAUAUCCAUCGAGCACCGUUGGCCUAUAUUUUGAAGUCCGUAUGUUGACAUUGGCUUUCCGUCAAGCGGUUCUGAUCCUUUUUUUUAGCACUAUUUGAAAGUUUUAUCGCGAGUUCCGUUUUAAUAUUUAUAAAUCAACCUAUAAGAACUUAGGGAUGAAUUUGCUCCCACACUUGGAACUUGGCUCAGUAGAGUGGCCAUUUCCCAGA
Molecule: messenger RNA, 3228 nt
Organism: Sycon ciliatum
Lineage: Eukaryota; Metazoa; Porifera; Calcarea; Leucosolenida; Sycettidae
Product: ecotropic viral integration site 5 ortholog-like
Exons: 16
Coding region: 251-2230 (659 amino acids)
Source: RefSeq, a predicted model, not a curated record